Molecule: messenger RNA, 831 nt
Organism: Procambarus clarkii (red swamp crayfish)
Lineage: Eukaryota; Metazoa; Arthropoda; Malacostraca; Decapoda; Cambaridae
Source: RefSeq, a predicted model, not a curated record
AUGACUAUACUACCGUUCAUAAAGUGUAUGCCACUCUCACUCUCCCUUACCCUCGAGAGCCACUCUCACUCUCCCUUACCCUCGAGAGCCACUCUCACUCUCCCUUACCCUCGAGAGCCACUCUCACUCUCCCUUACCCUCGAGAGCCACUCUCACUCUCCCUUACCCUCGAGAGCCACUCUCACUCUCCCUUACCCUCGAGAGCCACUCUCACUCUCCCUUACCCUCGAGAGCCACUCUCACUCUCCCUUACCCUCGAGAGCCACUCUCACUCUCCCUUACCCUCGAGAGCCACUCUCACUCUCCCUUACCCUCGAGAGCCACUCUCACUCUCCCUUACCCUCGAGAGCCACUCUCACUCUCCCUUACCCUCGAGAGCCACUCUCACUCUCCCUUACCCUCGAGAGCCACUCUCACUCUCCCUUACCCUCGAGAGCCACUCUCACUCUCCCUUACCCUCGAGAGCCACUCUCACUCUCCCUUACCCUCGAGAGCCACUCUCACACUCCCUUACCCUCGAGAGCCACUCUCACACUCCCUUACCCUCGAGAGCCACUCUCACUCUCCCUUACCCUCGAGAGCCACUCUCACUCUCCCUUACCCAUCGAGAGCCACUCUCACUCUCCCUUACCCAUCGAGAGCCACUCUCACUCUCCCUUACCCAUCGAGAGCCACUCUCACUCUCCCUUACCCAUCGAGAGCCACUCUCACUCUCCCUUACCCAUCGAGAGCCACUCUCACUCUCCCUUACCCCUCGAGAGCCACUCUCACCUCUCACGUGGCCGCACUGGUGCCAGCAAGAAGCCAUACUUUAUUGAUAAUGCUAAAUAG